AUGAAUUCUUGGCGAGGAAAGGCGACGCGCACACCUUCGAAGACCAGCGCUGCCACCUUCAAGGUUUCCACGCAGAGUGCGAAGCGCCCUGCGACGAAGCCGGCCCCGGGGAAGCCGGCUCUGGAGAAGCCCGCUCGGGAGAAGCCCACCCCGACGAAGCCCGCCCCAGAGAAGCGGGCUCCGGAGAAGCCCACCCCGACGAAGCCCGCCCCGGAGAAGCGGGCUCUAGAGAAGCCCGCUCGGACGAAGCGGGCCCUGCAGAAGCCCGCCCCGGAGAAGCCGGCUCCGGAGAAGGCGGCUCGGGAGAAGCCCACCCCGACGAAGCCCGCCCCGGAGAAGCGGGCUCUGGAGAAGCGGGCUCUGGAGAAGCCGGCUCUAGAGAAGCCCGCUCGGACGAAGCCGGCCCAGCAGAAGCCCGCCCCGGAGAAGCCGGCUCCGGAGAAGCCCGCUCGGACGAAGCCGGCCCAGCAGAAGCCCGCCCCAGAGAAGCCGGCUCGGAAGAAGCCCGCUCGGACGAAGCCAGCUCCGGAGAAGCCCGCUCAGACGAAGCCGGCCCAGCAGAAGUCCGCUCCGGUGAAGCCUGCCCCCGAGAAGCCGGCCCAGCAGAAGCCCGCCCAAAAGCUGCGCGCCCCGACGAAGCCCGCCCCGGAAAAGCCGGCCCGGAAGAAAAGCACCCAGGAGAAGCCCAGCGAAAGUCUGGUAGUGUUCGACGCUGCCCUGCCUAAAGACCUUAAGUGCGGCUUCAUCAGAGCGUCGGGAUCCCAGCAGAAGAAGAGCGUCCCUGGUCCCCAGCAGAGGCCGCAGGCACACGCGCGGGGUGCGCCUAAGGCGCCUCUGAGCGCCGAGGAUUUUUUGGAUGGGCAGGUGAUUCUGGCCGAACCUUCUGCGGACCUGGGGCCGCCGCUUCCCAAGGCUGGAUCUCGCCGGGAGAGGGGCGCGCGCUCUGCUCGGGAGCGGAAGUCCCAGCCCUGGCCCGAGGAAGUCCCCGGCAGCUGGAAGCCCAGGGCGGUGCUGGAUAAGUUGAGGCUGAGCAGUUGUGAAAUCUCAGCAACAGCUGAGGUUGUGAACAAGCUGGUGGACCACCUCCUACGUACAAUGCAGAGCCACCCGUCUGCGUUCAAAGGUGUGAAGAAGCUGUGUACUGGGAGCUACUACGAGCAAGUGAAGGUCUCUUCUCCUAAUGAAUUUGAUAUUAUGUUCAAACUGGAUGUCCCCAGAAUUGAGCUGGAAGAAUAUCACAACAGUGGUGCCCAUUACUUUGUGAAGUUCAAAAGAAAUCCCAAAGGAAAUCCUCUGAGUCAGUUUUUAGAAAAUGAAGUAUUAUCAGCUUCAAAGAUGCUGUCUAAGUUUAGGGAAAUCAUUAAGGAAGAAAUCAAAAACAUUGAAGAUCUAGAUGUCAUUAUGGAGAGGAAGAAGAGAGGGUGUCCUGCUGUAACACUUCUUAUUAGAAAACCUAAAGAAAUAUCUGUGGAUAUAAUCUUGGCUUUGCAAGUGAAAAGCAGCUGGCCCGCGAGCACCCUGGAAGGCCUGUGCAUCCAAGGCUGGCUUGGAAGGAAAGUUAGGAGAGACCUGAGACUGCAGCCAUUUUAUCUGGUACCCAAGCAUGCAAAGGAAGAAGGCCAUUUUCAAGAGGACACCUGGCGGCUAUCCUUCUCUCACAUUGAAAAGGACAUUUUGAAAAAUCACGGACAAUGUAAAACAUGCUGUGAAACUGAUGGCGUGAGAUGUUGCAGGAAAGAUUGUUUAAAACUGAUGAAGUAUCUUUUAGAACAACUGAAAAAGAAACAUGGACACCGAAAGGAACUGAAGAAAUUCUGUUCUUAUCAUGUGAAAACUGCCUUCUUUCAUGCAUGCACCCAUCACCCAGAAGACAGUCAGUGGCAGCCCGGAGACCUGGAGCUCUGCUUUGACCGGUGUCUGGAGGGUUUCCUUCAGUGUCUCAGGGAGGAACAUCUUACUAAUUAUUUUAUUCCUGGACACAAUCUAUUCUCUCAAGACAAAGUUGACAAAAUAAGUAGAGAAUUUCUGUUAAAGGAAAUUGAAUAUGAAAGAAACAAUGGAUUUCCAGUUUUUAAAGAAUCUUGAAAUUAUAUUUUUAAAAAGAGUAAAGAAUUCAAGGAACUUUAUAAUAAUUGGAAUGUUUGAAAUUUGUCACAGCAAUGAUUGAUGAAAAUGAGUGUAAACAACUAUUUAACUCCAUUUGUCUUAAUAAACUCUAUUAUAAAAGGCUUGAUUGUUUUGGGAAAAGAAAUUAGUCAAGGAAUACAAAGCAAAAAGAGUAUUUAAAAUCUAAAAGCUUUACCAGAUUGGAAUGAAAAGGACAAAAUACGUAUCAGUUAAAGUUGUCAAGCACUUAUUGAACAAACACCGCUUUUUCUUAUUACCACCUUUCUCUUGGCACAAAUGUGCAGAAGGUUGCAGAAGACAGUAGUAGAAAUGAUCACAGCCUCCAUUAAACUGGUGGGCUUUGUUCAACAUACAAAUAUAUUUGGAAGUGGUGCCCUGUCCUCAGUGUUAGGAUAGGUAAGAUUGAAAUGAAGAAAUAAGUUCUACAUUGUCUUUACAUGUCUCAGGAAAUUUGUAAUCUUACAGGAAAAUAUUAAGUUAAUACAUGUGGGUAAAUAGAAAAGAUGUAUUUUUAGUAACACUUUUAUAUAUGUUUCUGGAAAGGUGAUACAUAACAUGGUAUGAAACUGAAACAGGUGUGGAAUAAAA
Molecule: messenger RNA, 2715 nt
Organism: Phyllostomus hastatus (greater spear-nosed bat)
Lineage: Eukaryota; Metazoa; Chordata; Mammalia; Chiroptera; Phyllostomidae
Product: cyclic GMP-AMP synthase-like
Exons: 5
Coding region: 1-2085 (694 amino acids)
Biological process (GO): DNA damage response; negative regulation of double-strand break repair via homologous recombination; paracrine signaling
Cellular component (GO): site of double-strand break; cytosol; nucleus
Molecular function (GO): chromatin binding; double-stranded DNA binding; 2',3'-cyclic GMP-AMP synthase activity
Source: RefSeq, a predicted model, not a curated record